AUGGAAUCGCUAGAUCGAAAGAGAUCGCCUCCGUUCCUGGAGCUAUCACAGCUUACUGUCCAAGCAUUACAGCGUAGCCAGAGCCAAGCGCAAUUAGACUUUGGUAACGUGUUGACCUUGUGGACAACCCUCAUAAAAUCAAGCGACGUGAUCAAAAAUGGCAAACGACUAGAAAACAUCAGUUGGCGCGUCGUGAAUCGUAACAUCCUGCUCAAGAAUGACUUCAACAAAAGUGAUUUCUCGGCGUUGAUACAGAUCUCAUCGGGGAAGGUUGAGCACCCUAUCACCAAAGGCAGAAAACACUCGAAACAAGCACUUUCCUCGGAAACAUCUAGGACAAAGAGCCCAGUCUCAGUCGAGACUGACCAGGGUACCAAAGAAAUUACCACCAAUGUGUCCGAUAGCGAGCAGAACUCUGACGAUGAGCGACAUUUGGACGAGUCUAAAAAGCUAACACAGAAGAAUCUACAUCAUCAGCAAAGUCUUAUACAUAAAACGCCCCACAAAACCAGGCAGUCGCGCGGCCAUAUGUUUUUCAUAGAGAAUACACCUUCCCCGGAAGCUGAGGGAGGUUCCUCGAAAUCGCCUCCUUCUCCAAAAGUUAGGAGCUUAUUCAAUCAACCUGUAAAUGACGGCAAACCACCACUUGAGUCUCCACAAAAAACGAAACCACAGCACAUAGAGCGUGAUAGAAGCUUGGAGCGCUUAAAUCAGCAGCACGCUCUUUACGGCACUAGUAAGACGAACACUGCUGUGCAUUCACCACAGUCAGAAACUCAGAGGUCCCAGGUGUCUCUAUUUGACAAUAAACCUGGAAAACAGGCAGUCACCAAGCAACACAUAAUGUUUUCAUCAGAUGAUGAGAUAUCAGAUGGAUCAGACUGGUCUUCGAUGUCUGGUGAUUCCGACUUGGAUGACGACGAUGAAGGAGAAGAACAAUUGAACUUCAGCAAGACGAACAUUCAGAAGCCUACGGAAAAACCACAAAUGAAGAGGUCUUUAUUGAGCGGCUUGUUUCUGGAUAAGAUGGGUAAUGAGGUAUCAGAAAAGUCGCAUGAGAACGGCAGGCCGAAGUCUAAAAGUCCUGGUCUAGUGGUCUCACCGUCUCUUGGAGCAGUGGAUCGUCCAGAAAUGUCAAGAGCCUCAACCUCUGCCUUUAACGUGAACGCUUUAGCUGACGUGGUUAUGUCUCCAACCGAGACGACAAAAUCGUUUGCACAACGAAAGAUCACAAGCUCGCCGGUGCCUUCAACUGAUCACCAGCGGCCCCCAGUGACACGGAACAACUCGAGCAAUAACCCUCAUCUUGUUUCUAAGUCUGCGAUAUCACUGGCGUCGUUUUUGGCUAAUAACAGGAGACCCCAUGCAACCGCAAACGAAAUACAUAACGGACACUACGAUCGCCACCACGAGUCCAACGCGCCGCCAACGGCAGCCACUCUUCUUCCCACUGCACUAUCCACUCACAUGUUUCUUCCAACCAUGAACUUACAUCGCCAGUCUAGAGCCAGGGACACGAAACCUUCUACACACUCGCCUUUGGUGCCCAAAACGACAGCUAAGACUCAUCCUAAUGAUAAAAAUAGUCACGCAUCAAGGGGCGGGUCAGUUGGGAAAGACAACGACAAAGAUUCGGAAGAGGUUGUUAGCAUCUCGUCCAGUGUCAAGUCAAUUGAGAUUCCAGGAUCGUUAGCUCCUUCUAGAACUCAUUCUCAUCGGGGCUCUCCGGUCCAUCAUCCUAGCAGGCCAGGUUUAGAGAAUCGGGGCAGCUUCUACUUUACAAAGGUAUCAACUGCUAUCACUACAAGAGAAAUGUUGACUAAAGAGCUUCCAUCCAACCUUGUGGAGUCUAUCAAUAAUGAAAACAAACUAAUUCAUGCAUCAUCCACGAAUUUGAGCGAACUUUCCAAUCAUGCACGCUUGCACAACAAUAUACACACCAACCAGUCCUCUACUGCUACAUUAAUGAAUGGGAUUGUCACGGCUGAUGAAGAGAGUAGUUCUGAGAGUGAACCGUCUAACAACAUCAUUGCAAAUGGCAUAAUGGGAAAUAAGCUAAGAUUGCUGACUACAGACACCCCAAAUGCGCCUUUCAUUGAUGACGACCAUCUUGCUUACGAUCAAGAUAGAGACGAUGAUUGGGAGGAUAACUUGAAUUAUCACGCCAGAGGUUGGUAG
Messenger RNA from Ogataea haglerorum, 2178 nucleotides. RefSeq lists its product as uncharacterized. Lineage: Eukaryota; Fungi; Ascomycota; Pichiomycetes; Pichiales; Pichiaceae. Bases 1 to 2178 code for a protein of 725 amino acids. The transcript has a single exon. The record is from RefSeq and is a predicted model, not a curated record. Gene Ontology annotation, biological process: negative regulation of transcription by RNA polymerase II; mitochondria-nucleus signaling pathway; regulation of nitrogen utilization. Gene Ontology annotation, cellular component: cytoplasm.